Messenger RNA from Hemiscyllium ocellatum (epaulette shark), 3898 nucleotides. It is a transcript of the gene mphosph8, whose product is annotated as M-phase phosphoprotein 8. The record is from RefSeq and is a predicted model, not a curated record. Gene Ontology annotation, cellular component: cytoplasm; nucleus. Lineage: Eukaryota; Metazoa; Chordata; Chondrichthyes; Orectolobiformes; Hemiscylliidae. Gene Ontology annotation, molecular function: protein binding. The coding region runs from base 85 to 2733 and encodes 882 amino acids. The transcript is spliced from 14 exons.
CCCUCCCCUCCCCCACGGUUUUCGUUUCUUGUGCGGUUUUUUUUUCAAACUCGGUGGUGGCCUGGGGAACGAUUGUUACUUACGAUGGCGGCGGUCGAGGAGGCUGCGGACAAAUCGGAGCCAGAAAGCGAAACGGAGGAAGAUGUGUAUGAGGUGGAGAGGAUAGUAGACAUGAAGAUUUCUGAGGGUCAAGUCUUGUACAGAGUUCAUUGGAAAGGCUAUUCUUCUGAAGAUGAUACUUGGGAACCAGAGGCUCACCUGGAGGACUGCACGGAGGUAUUGCAAGUGUUUAAACGAAAACUGGCAGAAAAAUCACCUGCAAAAGAAAAUCGGAAGCUUACCUUAGACAAAGAUAUUUUUGAAGAUGAGUCUACAGAUGAUUACGGAGGCGUGAAGGAAACUUUUCCACAAAAGACUAAAAAAAAGAAAAAGUCUAAAACUGAACUGGAUGUGAAGCAUGAUAGUCCUAAAAUAGAUAAAAAAGCUAAAUCCAGCAGGUCAACUAACGAAGAACUGAGAGACAAUGUUUUAGAGAAUGUGAGAGUGAUCUCUGAAGAUGGGAAAGGAAAGCAAAGGAGUUCAACUGAAUCUAAGAAAUUGAAAAAAAAACAUGAUGCACAGAGGUCUUCAUUGGAGCCAGUCACACAGGUUGACUUGCUAACUGAAUCUCUGAGCCCUGGUGAAAACAAAGAGCAGAAAAUUGUGGAUCCCAAUGAUCCAACAUUUGAGAAAACAACUAGGGGGCUAACAAGACAAGAUGUGGUUGCAACCUCAAAAAGAUCUUUGGAUAGCUCAGAUGAGGAUGAUCUGGAACUUAAGAUAAAGAAAAAGAAAAAGAAGAGGGACAAGGUGGAUAAUUCCAAGCAAGAAAUGAAAUUCCAGAAACAGAGAAGGAAUCUUAAAGAUGAUUAUUCAGAGAAGAAAACUGUAAGUAAGGAAAAUAGCAGUCAUGGUAAGAAACACAAGUGUCAAGAGAAGCAAAAGGAGUCUGUUUCGUCUGUAAAAUCAGAUGGAAAUGAAGUGAAGGUUUCAAAGUUUCAAAUGGAGGCCAAAGGCAAAAAGUCAUCAGAUGAUGAAAACAGUACCACUCCUAAACAAGAUUGUGUGAAAAUUGCAAUGAUAAAACUAAACAAAAUGUGUAAUGUGACUGACAGUUCACCUCAGUGUGGUACUGAGAAGGUGACUCAAGGUUUUGAACCUAGUGUAACAACUUCAGGACAGCCAUCCCAAUUUGCUGAGCCUAGUCUCUUUGAUAAAUUAGGAUUGGAUUCUGAAAUUAAUCGAGAAAAUACGAAGACUGACAAAUCGAGCUACUCAGCAGCAACCACUGAGGAGAAACUGGAAGCCAUUAAAUUUCCAAGCCAAUCUGUUUCCCGAGAGAGGUUGGGAAAGAAAGCUGAAGCACCCAAAGAAAUGUCUGACAAAAAAUUGGAUAUUGACAAAGGGCGAAAGGAACAAAGUGUGGAUCAUCAUAACAGAGAGAUGAAAGGUCUUUUUGAUAAGUUCCUGAUUCCCUUCACUGAUUCAACUGAUGAUGAUGACAGGGAGAAUAAAGACUCAAUAUCCCAAGGUUCUAAAUUUGAUGGGAAUCGAACUAAAGGGAAGAAGCAGGUGGCAAAAGAUAAGAAAAGUGCAAAGGAGGAGAGUGAUUGCAGAGUGCAAAGUGGAAUUGAAGAGACUCAAGAAGUUCUUGAUACCAUGUCUCAGACCGAGGAAAAUCCAGAUGGAAAGCAGGAAAUGCUUAAAUUGGGUGUGGACCUCCAACUUGAUUGGAUGACGUUGGAAGAUUUUCAAAAACACUUGGAUGGAAAUGAUGACUUAAUUUCUACACCAAAAACAAUAUCCAAUAGUGUGUUGCGUGACGCAGUAAAAAGUGGGAACUAUUUGACUGUAAAACUGGCUCUAAAUUCAAGUGAAGAGUAUAAUCUAGAUCAAGAGGACCCUAGUGGAAUGAAUCUAGUCAUGUUUGCAGCUGCUGGAGGACAGGAUGACAUCCUUAGGUUGCUCAUCAAGAAAGGUGCAAAUAUCAGUUCGAGACAGAAGAAUGGUACAACAGCAUUGAUGCAUGCAGCUGAAAAGAAUUAUCUGACGACAGUGGCAAUUCUUCUGGAGGCAGGAUCCCAAGUCAAUGUUCAACAAAUCAGUGGAGAAACUGCAUUAAUGAAGGCAUGUAAGAGAGGAAAUGCUGACAUUGUCAGACUUCUGCUAGAAUAUGGUGCAGACUGUGGCAUCCUUUCUAAACACCAGAAUAAUGCUCUAUACUAUGCUAAACAGAGCAAUAAUGUACUUGUAUAUGAUCUACUGAAGAAUCAUGUGGAAACUAUAUCUAGAGUAACAGAUGAAACGAUCAGAGAUUACUUCGAAGCACGUCUGUCAUUGCUUGAGCCUGUCUUUCCUGUUGCUUGUCAUCGACUUUGUGAAGGACCAGACUUUGCUUUGGACUUCAACUAUAAACCUCAGCACAAUUCAGUUGAAGGAACUGGGAUUCUACUCUUUAUCUUUCAUGCAAACUUUUAUAGCCACGACCAUAUAGUGGCUAAACUCUGUGGAUCCUGCAGUGUUCAGGCUGUUAUUCUAAACGAUAAGUUUCAACUCCCUGUAUUUUUGGAUAGUCAUUUUAUUUAUUCUUUCAGCCCAGUGCCUGGUGCCAAUAAGUUAUUCAUUAGACUUGCUGAAGCACCUACUGCUAAGGUAAAGCUGCUUAUUUGUGCAUACAGAGUCCAACUCCAGUGAACCAUGUGCCCACAUUGUAAUUAUUACCUACAGGUAGAAAAACUGCAGACACAUCUGAGCAUUUUUUUAUGUACAGCUCCUGCAGGACAGUUGGAAUUUUAUGCUGCAAUGUUUGAAAAUUCUUAAAUGGCAACUUCAGAAACAUUGCAUUUCAAAUUUUACAGACUAGUUGUUUUUUUAAAGUUGUCUUUUUGUAGGUAGCAGCCGAUUUAUUGUGAGGAAAUAACUGUUGCAGAGUCACUUGCCUGUGUAAAACCUGACUGUAUUUAGACUUUCCACAAUGUGGAAUGGAGUGGUUAUAUAUUCCAGACUGAAUAUUUACAAAAGGUUCAUAUGAACAAUUUCACUUUUCUUUUCUGUUGGGGUUCUGCCCUUUUCUAACUAGGUACUAAUUUUUUUACUUGGCUCACGUCACUUACCAUAGAGGGUGGGGAGAUGAUCUGUUCUAUAGACUUCACCACUUAUACUGAAAUACUUAUCCUGGGAACACCAGGAUGGGAUCAGUUUCUUCUUUGAGAACUUCUCACGUACCAUAGCAUAUUUGUUCACUGGUGUGCUACCUUUGCAAGUUUGUUUCAAGUGAUUUUGUAGUUAUGAAUCGGUGUAGUGUAUCAUGGUGCAAAGCAGCAUUUUAAACUAAGUAUUCUGGCAUUCCUAUUAGACAUCAAUGUAUAACAACUUAAUUUGAAAAUAUUUGUAACAUGCAAAAUACCUAGCAAAUGAUUCAAAAAGUAAUUCAGUUCAAGUUGUUUAUGAAUUUACUUGUUUCACUAUUGGUUAGGAACCGGUUACCCAUCUUGUUUGUUUAUAUUUUAAUUCGUGUUGUAAACUUUUUGGUAUUAUUAGACUGGUUUUUGAUAAAAGCUGUUACAAUGAUUCUUUCCCUUUUUGUUUUAUUUAAAAGGGAAGCACUGUUAUGAUACAGGAACUAUAUAAUCUUGCAUGUUUAAAAAAUGAACAUUUUACACUACAUACAUCUCCAGAAUGUGCCUUGCUAUUCAUUAUGUUGUAUAUCAACAACCAAUGUGCCUAACUAUGUUGCAAAUAUUACCAAAAAUGACAACUUAAGGAAUGUGAUUGUUGCAAAAGUUUUGUUCUCAUGUAAAACCCCAACUCUGUACUGAUCUUGUAAAUUUCAUGUAAAAUAUAAUUUCUAAUGUUUGAA